AUGUCUCAGGAACUGGUUGAUCAAGUAUCUAAGUAUCUAACCCCAGCUAUUCCAAUAGAGCCAAUUUCACAGGGUGCAGAAGCUGUCGUAUUCACCACCACAAUACAUCCAUACUUACCAACCAUUAAUGAGAAACAAAAGUUCAUUAUAAAAUAUAGACCAGCAAAACGUUACAGACACCCCAUAAUUGACAGGAGUUUAACCAAGCAUCGUACAUUGAGUGAGUCACGUCUUCUGGCAAAAUUAUAUCAAAUUCCAGGUAUUCAUGUUCCAAAACUAAUAGCAUGUGAUCCCUAUAACGGUUGUAUAUGGCUGGAGUUCCUUGGAGAAGAUCUUCCUGAUGCGUUUGGGUUUAGUAAUUUAAAGAAUUUCCUAUGGAUGCAUGCCUCUGAGAACCAAAAUCCAUACGGUGAUAUAGUUAGAGAAACUUUAUUCAAAGUUGGUGAACAAAUUGGGUUAUUGCAUUGGAACGAUUAUUGUCAUGGGGACCUUACCAGUUCGAAUAUUGUCUUAGUGAAAAAAGACGAGAAGUGGGAACCGUAUUUGAUUGAUUUUGGACUCGGAUCCACUUCCAAUCUUGUCGAGGAUAAAGGUGUCGAUUUAUAUGUUUUGGAGAGAGCCAUUCUAAGUACACAUUCGUCAUAUGCCGAAAAGUAUAAUGAGUGGCUCAUUGAAGGAUUCUCGGAAGUUUAUAAGAGCAAUGGUAAACAAGGUGCCAAGAAGCUUAACGAAGUGAUGAAAAGAUUUGGGGAAGUGAGAUUGCGUGGUAGGAAGAGAAGUAUGCUGGGUUAA
Molecule: messenger RNA, 792 nt
Organism: Naumovozyma castellii
Lineage: Eukaryota; Fungi; Ascomycota; Saccharomycetes; Saccharomycetales; Saccharomycetaceae
Gene: BUD32
Product: serine/threonine protein kinase BUD32
Exons: 1
Coding region: 1-792 (263 amino acids)
Source: RefSeq, a predicted model, not a curated record